Molecule: messenger RNA, 393 nt
Organism: Mercurialis annua (annual mercury)
Lineage: Eukaryota; Viridiplantae; Streptophyta; Magnoliopsida; Malpighiales; Euphorbiaceae
Exons: 3
Coding region: 1-393 (130 amino acids)
Source: RefSeq, a predicted model, not a curated record
AUGUCAAGAAGUGGUGGAUUAGACAAACCUUCAACAAGGGUCUGUGUCAACCAUAUGGUCAUGAUUUUCCAAAAAAAACAAGCAACAGAUAUGAGAAGUUUUAAAGAGCAAAAUUUAGCAUUCCGUGGUCAUGAUGAGACUCGUGAUUUUAUACAAAGGGGGAAUUUUAUUGAGAUAGUGAAAUGGUAUGCUAGGAAGGAUGAAAAAAUGAGAAAUGUCAUUGGUGAUAAUGCUCCUAGGAAUAACCAAAUGACAUCUUCUAAUAUUCAAAAAGAAUUGUUUAGUUCUUGCGCCUCACAAGUAACAUUAGCUAUGCUCACUGAGCUUGGAGAUAGUAAAUUCUCCUUACUAGUGGACGAGGCUCGUGAUUAUUCCGUAAAGGAACAAAUGUGA